ACUUGACCCUUCGGCGUGCCAGGGGCCCGUGAUCAGAAUCUUCCAUUCCAGUUUUCUUCCAAUUUCACGACGCGUGCUGAACCGGCUGUUGCGUACGUCCUCUGAGAAGCCUUGACUUCACAAAAAAGCGUCGUUUAAUUUACCUUGCUUUAUUCACGCGUUUGGAGUCUCCGUGUGUCGGAUCGUGCGGCGUGCCGUGGGGGAAGCUACUGCGCACGACAAAUUGUACGUUUCUCGACCCUCGGCGGCCAACGGCGUACAUAUAAAGACAAGGCGCUUGAGCUUCAGGCCCUUGCUCACCUUUUCCGAAACAUGCUGAUAACGAGAUAACCGGGGCCCCACUUUCUUCUCCGUUGUCAUGUUGGUGUUCGCCUGGGGCAUUCUGUUUUUCCUCUUCAAGACGCGGCUGGUCCUGGCCCAGGAGGCGACAUGCAAUGCGACGUUUGACCAUAGCUGGGUGUAUAAUUCUCUUAAUCAGAGCACCUGCAGUAUAGCCUCUUCCCUUAUGGGCGCUUGUACUUCUUCGACUUUCACGGUUGUACCAUUGCAAGAAGGACAAAUUUACGAUGGCCCUUGGGAAGGAUCCGACACUCCUUGUCUAUGCAGUUCCGUGUACUAUUCUCUGUUGAGUGCAUGCGCUUUCUGCCAGAAUCGUAGCUAUGCAAGCUGGUCGUCUUGGAGCACAAACUGCACUAGUGUCUAUGUAUCGAUCUAUCUUGGCGAAAUUCCACAAAAUACUGCGGUACCGCACUGGGCGUACCAGAAUGUCACGACAAUCGCUGCUUCAGACACCGACGCGUCUGAAUCCACAGAGGCGGUUCCAAGUGCCACCGCGACAAGCAGUGUUACACCGACCAUAACAGCAUCUGAAAAAGUGAAGUCUGGCAUAAUCAUCGGAGCCGUCGUAGGAGCUUUCGUCCUUCUGGCGGUACUUGGAUUGGUUAUAUGGCUAGUAAUCCGACGACGUCACAAACCAAAACCAAGCAAAAGAACCCGCGGUAACUUGGUGGAGUAUCGAUCAGUACCUCAGACUACGCAAAUUUUAGCCACAGUGCCUACUCCAUACACACACCAUCGACGCACCGCAGCCCCGAGGCCUUCUAGGACAGCUUCUGAACGUGCGACACCUCCUGUUCAUCAGACGCGACGCAGUCACAGGCACAAGAAUUCCCAUCACGAGUCUUCCAGGCCUUCUAGGGCAGGCUCUAACCAAGCAACAUCUUCUCGUGCUCGAAAGGUAGUGCACCGCACUUAUACUGCUGUGCCUGCACCAUGAUAUUUAUGUUCUUCUCGAGAUGGUAUUUGUAUUUAGUGGGGGCUAUCAUUGCUGCUGGCACUCUAUCUGGACUUUAGCAGUAAAUACCACAUGAUACAUGAGAAUCUCAACGUGAGUUUCACAAAGCGCCGAGGCGAGCCUAUUCUUCAGUGGGGCGUAUCCACAUAUUCCUCCAGUGCAGGCA
Desarmillaria tabescens is the source of this 1460-nucleotide messenger RNA. RefSeq lists its product as uncharacterized. NCBI's taxonomy places the organism in Eukaryota, Fungi, Basidiomycota, Agaricomycetes, Agaricales, Physalacriaceae. The record is from RefSeq and is a predicted model, not a curated record. The transcript has 8 exons. The coding region runs from base 359 to 1276 and encodes 305 amino acids.